Messenger RNA from Hyalella azteca, 3491 nucleotides. Its product is annotated as glutamate receptor ionotropic, delta-1-like. The transcript has 11 exons. The coding region runs from base 432 to 1904 and encodes 490 amino acids. Gene Ontology annotation, cellular component: membrane. The record is from RefSeq and is a predicted model, not a curated record. Lineage: Eukaryota; Metazoa; Arthropoda; Malacostraca; Amphipoda; Hyalellidae. Gene Ontology annotation, molecular function: glutamate-gated receptor activity.
ACGAGCGUGACCUGACUGCCACCCUGGCCGCCCUGUGGAGGUUGUCAGUUGACACUCGUCUCGACACGUGCGGGUCUCUGCUGCAGCAGAAUCAGGUCCUCGCUCACUCCAAGCUCCUCGUGCUGGUCUAUUGCAACUUUGCGGAUACACUGGAUUUCUUCACGCAAAUAAAAAAGAGACGUCAAUUCCAAUCACCGUUCAUCACUUUGCUUGUUCCCGUGAGAACCUUGGUAGACCUCUCAUUGCUGGAGGCCAUCUUGAUCGAGGAACACCAGGUGCUGGCGGUGCUUUUGCUUCCAGAGAAAGCGCACAUUUUCCGCUCGCAGGUCCUGAAGAAUGAGAGCAUUUCAUUGAUUGAAAUUGGACUCUUUAAAAUACCGACACCUGGGGAAAAUAUUGCGGGUCCACAAUUUGAGGGAUUGAAGUCAAUAAUGAGUCGCUUCGUUACACAUGGACUUCAAAGUGACUCGUACCGUACUCCGGCUGCACAAUCAGGCAGUUUAUUGGAUCGUGUCUACAAGAACCAGAGUUCCGGCGACCUGAUUCUUAAAUCCCCAGCCUUCCUAACCAAGCUUGACCUCCGCAACCAAAACAUGGGCGGCCGCACAUUCCUGGCCAGCGUGGUGGAUAAUUUUCCGUUCUUCAAAAUAAGACGAGACGACACAAAAGGCAGCGAGACCGGGUCCGGAAUAGACUAUAGCAUCGCUGAAACCAUCGCAAAAUUCUUGAAUAUUACGAUUCGCAUCGUCACGCCCGUUGACGGUCAAUGGGGGCGACGUCUCCCGAACGGCAGCUGGACGGGCAUGAUCGGCAUGGUCGAAAGACGGGAAGCGCAUUUCGCGAUCGACCAGAUCACAAUAACGGGUGAACGUGAAACAGCUGUCGACUUUUCUCGCUUCUAUUAUUGCGAGUCAAUGUCGAUUGUAUCACGAGCUCCCGUUGCAGCUAACCAAGCUCUCGCAGUCUUGUCUCCCUUCACUUCUGCUGUGUGGCUGUUGCUGCUGGUGUUUUUCCUCCUGGCGGGUCCGACUAUGAAGAUAUUUAGCGUUUGCCAGCAGCGCUUAGGGCUGCGCACUGAACCCAAACGUUCGUCUAUGUCGGAGUUCAGUUUCUACGCGUUCCGUCUUGCGUUAAUGCAGCACGACGAAUCCGUCGCAAUCAAAACUCCAUCGCUGAGACUCUUCGUGAUUUUUUGGGCGAUAUUUUCUUUUAUUCUUACAGUCUUGUACUCCGGACACCUGACGGCAGCUUUGGUAUCUCCACCUCACGCGCGGCCCAUCAGCAGCCUGCAGGAUCUGCUGACGGCGGUCACGAGGGACGGAGUCUUGCCGGUCGUUUUCGAAGGCGGUUCCGCACAUGCUGUUUUUUCUCUGUCUGAAGCCGACAUUUAUCGCAACUUGUACCAGCACUUCACGGCCGACAGCUACGUCACCUCUACAGCCGAUGGAUACAAAAAAGUGUUGACCAGUAACGGGGCGUACAUAGGAGGCGCCUUGUCUGCCCGGAUCAGAACUCUCACACUUGGCAGCUACAAGUUCAGUGUGGCGCGGGAAGCUUUCUCUUCUGAAAGCUACGGCAUUGCCGUCAGAACUGGUGCUCCUUAUCUUAUAGCUUUCAACUCAGCGUUGGGUCGCCUUGUGGACUCUGGCCUGAUCGGCAAGUGGGAGCGCGAGGCGGUGGCGAGCGUCACGCGGCAGUCCGCCCUGCAGGCGGCGACGGGGGAACUUCUCGUGUCCCUCAACCUGCAUCAUCUGCAGGGGGCGUUCGUGUUCUACGCCAUGGGCAUGACAUUAGCUCUAAUUUGCUUCCUGAUUGAGCGCUAUUGUUCAGGAGGAGCUAGGAAACAAUUACUAGGCAUCGAACAUGGCUUCAACUGCAGGAGUUUAAAAACUACCAGUGGCUGAUAUUGAAUUAGAUUGAAUUGAUUACCAAAAUAAUGUGGUUAUUCUGGAAUUGAGCGAGAUUUCACUUACAUGAGGUUGCCAAGGACUCAACCCAGACAUUUAGAAGUAAAAAGAUGACUUACGAUAAAACUUACAACUAUUAAGGUAAACUGAAUGAUCACACUACAUUCCGUGGACUUCUCCAGUUCAAGAUGCUAACCAUUUUCGGGUUUUACAACGAGGAUUGCGUACGAAAAACUGAAAGCUAGAUUUCCAAUUUGAGUAACAUCAUCACUCAUUUACUGAAUACUUUUGCUGCACUGAUUGUACUUUACAUCACAUUGUUUGUUCAAAUGCACUUCACCUACGUUUACACUCUAAAUAUCAAACGACUUGCCAAUGGAACGAUAUGCCAAGGUUCCAAACAAUGAACGCUUCGGGCUGCUUCGAUUUUCAUGACUUCGUUUCCAAACUAUUUUACCUAAAACCUUCUCUUGAUAAUUUCCUUCAGCUAUUUCCAUCAUAAUUUGCAGGAAGCUGCGCGGAUGGUAUUUUCUUUUACGAAUCUACCGCCGUUAAUAUUUCUUGCGGCUUGCCAAGACGAAGCAUAAUUUGAGAUGAAACGGGCAAAAUAGCUCAAUGUCGCUUGUGGACAGCUCUUAAGAGUAAAGGAAACCACAUGUUAGCAGUAAUCUUAUAUUUUCGCUUACGUGUGCUUAAAUGUACUCAGGCAAUCGUAAGAGCAACGUACAAGCCUUAGAACUAACAAAAUGGUUCGAUAAGCAAGCAUUCGAUAAAAUGAUUCCACAAUAGAGAGGGUUAAGAGCAAAUUAGAGUUCAAGAUGUGUUGUAACAACAUCAAUGAGAACAUCAUGCAAAUAAGACCUUGUAGACAAAAAUUAAAUUGUUUGUCUUGUUUGAACAUUCUUAGCUAAAUGUUAUAAUAACUUCACAUUCAUAUAUUCCACACAAUUCGAAUGUUUGCUAGCUCGUAAGUGAUGCUACAUACACUCAAGACAUAAAUUCAUAACAAAAAUGUAUAGAACAACUUUUCACCAUACCACGACAUGUCGUCGAGUCAAAUCAGAUUCGGUCAAUGAAAUCAGUACUCAAUAAAUCAAUUAGAGUUUCAAGCCUCAAAGUUGAGUCAAAAUGGAUUCCAAUUUUCUAUUGAGAAAUUCUACCAAUAUUCUACCAAUUGAGAAAAUACUUCAAAUAACGCAUGAUUACAUUGCAUCCGAGGCACAUGAAUUGCAACGCAACAUUCUAAAGGCUACUAUACAGAAAUUUUUCUUCCGAAGUGUGGAAACUUAAAGGAAAGCAUCCAAAUUAUACAGUUCAUUCACAUCAUUAAUUUCUAAUUACCUACUGUUUUUAACCAAAUUACGGGGUUUUAUUAGUUUCACUAUAUCAGUCUUGCGUUCAUCUAGAAGAUUUCAAAGUAUAAUUCCAUGAAGAAUGACACGACCAUUUAAAUUUUGAUGCAUAAAAUUACGAGAAUAAAGAAGAUGCGCACUUAAAUUCGGCAUCUGUGAAUGAUACAAAAACGUAUACGGAAUGUUAAAUUAUCCAUUCUUCAAUUAACAUAAAUUUCACUAUAUAUAAUGA